Molecule: messenger RNA, 1425 nt
Organism: Colletotrichum truncatum
Lineage: Eukaryota; Fungi; Ascomycota; Sordariomycetes; Glomerellales; Glomerellaceae
Product: FAD-dependent pyridine nucleotide-disulfide oxidoreductase
Molecular function (GO): flavin adenine dinucleotide binding; oxidoreductase activity
Source: RefSeq, a predicted model, not a curated record
AUGUCCGCAGGACACUACGAUGCCAUCAUCAUCGGCUCAGGCCAAAGCGGCACCCCUCUGGCUUCAGCUUUUGCCGCCGCAGGUCGCAAGACAGCCAUUAUCGACCGUAGACACAUCGGUGGCACAUGCGUGAAUGAGGGCUGCACCCCGACGAAGACCAUGAUAGCCUCCGGUAGGGCUGCGUACGUAUCUCACCGAGGGGAUGUCUACGGCGUGAGGACCAGUAGGGAUGCUACAGUAGAUUUGGAGAAGGUAAGGCAACGCAAGCGUGACAUUGUCGACAGUUGGAGCAAGGGCGGAGAGACACGGCUUAUUAAAGCUGGAGUCGAUGUUAUCAAGGGAGAGGCACGUUUCAUUGGACCGAAAGAAAUCGAGGUGCGGAUGGUAGAAGGAGGAAAGACAAGGCUGACCGCGGAAACUGUGUUUAUCAAUACCGGCGAGCGACCGGCAAAGCCCAAGAUCCCAGGCCUCGAGAACGUAGCUGCGCAGAGGAUUCUGGACUCAACGAGUGUAAUGGAACUGGGCGAAGUUCCGUCGCAUCUCAUCGUGGUCGGCGGCGGAUAUAUUGGCCUGGAGUUUAGCCAGCUCUUCCGCAGGCUUGGGGCGCAAGUCACCAUUGUGCAGCGGGCAAAGCAGCUCGUACCCAGGGAAGACGAAGAUGUCGCGAAGGCAAUGCUGGAAAUCCUUCAAGAAGAUGGGAUCGCUGUUCAUCUGUCGUCCACCAUCGAAUCGGUAUCUCGAGCGGAUUCAGGGCUUAAUAUCACCAUCACGACUGACUUACGAGGAACGAUAAAAAAGACGGGAAGUCAUCUCCUAUUAGCUGCUGGCCGUGUGCCAAACACAGAUAUGUUGAACCUUUCAACUGCGGGAGUUGAGCUCACGUCCAGCGGACAUAUCAUUGUAGACGACUUGCUGCGGACCAACAUCCCAGGUGUCUACGCGCUCGGAGACGUCCACGGCGGGCCGGCGUUUACCCAUAUCUCCUACGAUGACUUCCGUGUCAUUCGAGCUAACCUCAUCCCGACGUCCGUACCGUCAACGGCUCCAAAGAUAACCAGUACUAAGGCAUCACCGUCCCGCAACUUCGUGCCAUACGUGGUUUACACCGAUCCACAAUUAGGUCAUAUUGGCUUGCAUGCUAAAGAUACCAUCAACCGCAAAACAAGGACGGCCACGAUGCCCAUGAGCUUCGUCGCGCGAGCGAUCGAAAUGGAGGAGACGAGAGGCUUGAUGAAGGCCACCGUUGACGCGGAAACAGGCGAGAUAUUAGGCUUCACAUGCUUGGGAAUCGAGGGUGGGGAGAUUAUGGCGGUAGUUCAAGCAGCCAUGCUAGGUGGAUUGAAAUGGUGGGACCUUGAGGCUACGGUAUGGGCGCAUCCAAGCCUUGCUGAAAGCUUGAAUAAUCUCUGGGGAUAUCUGGAAUAG